This is a messenger RNA of Malassezia sympodialis ATCC 42132, 1353 nucleotides long. RefSeq lists its product as uncharacterized. Gene Ontology annotation, biological process: DNA-templated DNA replication; DNA synthesis involved in DNA repair; DNA repair. NCBI's taxonomy places the organism in Eukaryota, Fungi, Basidiomycota, Malasseziomycetes, Malasseziales, Malasseziaceae. Gene Ontology annotation, cellular component: nucleus. Bases 1 to 1353 code for a protein of 450 amino acids. The record is from RefSeq and is a predicted model, not a curated record. The transcript has 4 exons. Gene Ontology annotation, molecular function: ATP hydrolysis activity; ATP binding; enzyme activator activity.
AUGAACGAGCACCUGGACCGGUGUCUUUCACACACACCCUCUCCUGAAAAAAAACGCGCACCGCCGACGAGUCCGCCCAGGCCCGCUAAGACGCCACGCGUCGGCGCAUCGCGCCCAUUUGCAGAGCGCAUGCGGCCACAGGCGCUCGAUGAGUAUGUCGGUCAGACAGAAAUUGUAAAAGGGACACUGCUAGGUCUGCUUCGCAAGGGCCAGAUUCCGUCGAUGGUCCUCUGGGGCCCGCCCGGCUCUGGCAAAACGACCCUCGCCCGCAUCGUGACUCGGGAGGCAAACGGUACGCGCGCGCCCCCGCCGUACCGCUUUGUCGAAAUGUCUGCAACGACGGCUACGGUAAAUGAUGUGAAGCGCGUGAUCGAUGAGGCAGUUCACCGACAACAGCUGACCGCGCAGAAAACUGUCCUCUUCAUCGAUGAGAUCCAACGAUUUAAUCGCGCGCAGCAGGACCUGUUCUUGCCAGCGCUUGAGCGUGGACACAUUACGCUGCUGGCGGCGACAACUGAGAACCCAUCGUUCCGCCUUCAAAGUGCCUUGCUCUCGCGCCUGCGCGUCGUCGUUCUCGCCAAGCUCAGCGACGACGACUGCUUCGCUGUGCUACACACAGCUCUGAAGCGCGUGCGGUGUGGUGAAGACGAUGUCCUCGAAGCCGGCUCAUACGACUGGAUCGACGAGACGCUGCUUCGCUGGAUGGCACACAUGGCCGACGGCGAUGCACGCGCUGCUUUGCACAUGCUCGAGCUGACCCUCGCCGCUGGCGAUGAUGCACGCGAUACACCACGUCUCAAGGCCUCGCUACGUCGUACAGCGCAAGCAUACGGUGCGUACCUACCGCUUACGCAGACCGCGCUGGCGACGCUCACUAUGAUACCAUCAGUGCGCUUCAUUAUCCGCGGAUCCGACCCGAAUGCAGCACUCUACUGGCUUGCUCGCAUGGUAUGCGGUGGCGACGACCCUCUUUUUAUUGCGCGUCGCCUGAUCGUGUGUGCGUCGGAAGACUGUUGCUCCGCCGAUGCACUGCAGCUUGCCGUGGCGACAUACCGUGCAUGUGAGAUUGUAGGACUUCCUGAAUGCGGAAUCAACCUGUCUCACUGCGUUGUGGCGCUCGCUGAGUGGCCCAAGAGCACGCGCUCAUACCGCGCAUGGAAAAAAGUGCUCGCCCAUGUCGAGUCGGACACACUUCAUCCGGUACCAUUGCAUAUCCGCAAUGCACCAACCAGGCUCAUGAAGGAUCUGGGGUAUGGCGCCGAGUACCGCUACGAGCCACGGUUUGCCCAUCCCAGUUCUUACCGCCGCCCAUGCGCGGUACUCGGUUCCUAUCGCCCCCUCCAGACGGCUUGA